AUGUUAGAUCAUCGACAAAUACCCGACUCCGUGGAUCCUGGAAUGGGCUCAGCUCUCUCUCCCUUUCUCCACUUUAUUUUCGGACUGAUCGAACGCAGUGGGGGCCUGGAGGCAACCCGGAGUGUACUGCAUGAGCUUUCUGUGGAGAUUAUGAGGCAGUUUGAGAUGUAUGAAAGCAUGACGAAGGUGAAGAAUUGGUUGUUGGCGGGUAUUCUGGCCAAGCUGCAGAAUGACUUCUCUACUCGAAAAACUGAGAGUAAGAAAGAGGAUACGUUGGAGAAGGUGUUGCGUGUGUGGGGUGGCUAUCGGGAUGAGGCGUGGAGGGAUGUUCCGAACUGA
This is a messenger RNA of Aspergillus costaricaensis CBS 115574, 339 nucleotides long. RefSeq lists its product as uncharacterized. The transcript has a single exon. The coding region runs from base 1 to 339 and encodes 112 amino acids. The record is from RefSeq and is a predicted model, not a curated record. NCBI's taxonomy places the organism in Eukaryota, Fungi, Ascomycota, Eurotiomycetes, Eurotiales, Aspergillaceae.